Messenger RNA from Gracilinanus agilis (Agile Gracile Mouse Opossum), 2618 nucleotides. Its product is annotated as melanotransferrin-like. Gene Ontology annotation, biological process: iron ion transport. NCBI's taxonomy places the organism in Eukaryota, Metazoa, Chordata, Mammalia, Didelphimorphia, Didelphidae. The transcript has 11 exons. The record is from RefSeq and is a predicted model, not a curated record. Gene Ontology annotation, cellular component: plasma membrane; extracellular region; recycling endosome. Bases 1 to 1848 code for a protein of 615 amino acids.
AUGCAGCACCGCUCUGAGACGCCGACGGGAAAUGUGGGAGAGGGCGACGGGGACGAGGCCUCGCGGCAGCCUGUCUGGCCUUCUGGAACAUCAUCAAGUCUCUGGCGGGACCUACUUCCCAAAGCCAGCCAGCCAAAGCUGGGGAAGGAGAAUCGGAAGGAUGUCAGGCUUGGUCCUGAGCUCAACAACGCCCACGUCUUUUUUCCCCUUUCUUAUGUCACCAACGGGGGUGGGGUGGUACAAGGCAACAUGCUGGGGCCCCCUUCCAGCCCGGGGCCUCCCCCCCAGGCCCCGACUGAGGCUGCUGACCAGCCUCUCCCGAGGGCCACUGAUUGCCUCCAGUUAGCCCUCUGGCUUGGCAUUCAAGGCCCUGGCAGUCCUGGAGGACUUGGAGGUGUCUGCCGCCCCUCAGGACGUCCCCAUGGGCACAGAGCCUGUGCCCCGGGCCCACACGGGCACAGCGAGCCUAGGCAGGGCCCGGCUCUGACCCCGAGCCUCCCCGCCCAGGCGAGGUUCAACCACGCGGGAGCCCCCUUCCAGAUGUUUGAUUCGGCGGCCUUCCAGCAGAGGAACCUCCUGUUCAAGGACUCCACCAUCGAGCUGGUGCCCAUCGCCACGCACAGCUACCAGGCCUGGCUCGGGCCCGACUACCUGCACGCCAUGGCGGGCCUGCUCUGCGACCCUGACCGGCUCCCCAGCCACCUCCGCUGGUGCGUGCUGUCCACGCCGGAGAUCCAGAAAUGCGGGGACAUGGCCGUGGCCUUGAGCCGGAAGCAGCUGAAGCCGGAGAUCCAGUGUGUGUCCGGGGAGUCGCCCCAACACUGCAUGGAGCAGAUCCAGGCCAAGGAGGCUGACGUGAUCACCCUGAGCGGAGGCAACAUCUACACGGCCGGGCAGACCUACGGCCUCGUGCCAGCCGCGGGGGAGAGCUACCAGGACGACAGGAAGGACACGUACCACGCGGUGGCCCUGGUGAAGAGGAACAGCUCCUACGCGUUCACCAUCGACGAGCUCCGGGGGAAGCGCUCCUGCCACUCGGGGUACGGCAUGGCGUCCGGCUGGGACAUCCCCGUCGGGGUCCUGGUCCAGAGAGGCUUCAUCCGGCCCAAGGGCUGUGACGUCCUCCAAGCCGUGAGUGAAUUCUUCUCUGCCAGCUGCGUGCCCGUGAACAAUGCCAAAGACUACCCCUCCCGGCUGUGCGAGCUCUGCAUCGGGGAUGACCACGGCCUGAACAGAUGCCACGGGAACAGCCAGGAGCGCUACUACGGCUACAGCGGGGCCUUCAGGUGCCUCGCCGAGGGGGCUGGAGACGUGGCCUUCGUCAAGCACUCGACGGUCUUCGAGAACACCGAUGGCCACAACCCCGAGGCCUGGGCGGUCAGCCUCAAGUCCGAGGACUACCAAUUGCUGUGUCCCAACGGCGCCCGGGCCGAAGUCACGCAGUUCGAGGCCUGCAGCCUGGCCCGGGUGCCGGCCCAGGCCGUCAUGGUGCACCCGGACACCAACGUCUUCGCCGUGUACGGGCUGCUGGACAGAGCCCAGGACUUGUUCGGGAACGACAGCAACAAGAACGGCUUCAGGAUGUUCGACUCGUCCGACUACCGCGGCCGAGACCUGCUCUUCAGGGACUCCACGGCACGGCUGGUGCCCGUCGGCGAGAGGACGACCCCCGCGGCCUGGCUGGGCCCCGACUUCGUGGCCUCCCUGGAGGGGCUCCGGUCGCUGCAGUGCUCGGGAGCAGCCAGGACGGCGGCCCCCGGCCGGCCUCUGCUGCUGCUGCUGCCGCUGUGCCUAGGCUCCGUGCUGGGCGGCCCUGCCCUGGCCCAGCUCGGCCUGGGCCUUCCUUGAGCCGGAAGGACGCUCGGAGCCCUGCGGCCAGGCGGCUCGGGCCGGGCAGGACCCGAGGAUAAAGCAGGGCGUCACCGGCCCGGCUCCCCCGUCGCCCCCCACGUGCCUGCGUGAGGACGGGCUGGAGGGGGAGGCCGGGAUGUGGCACGGACAGGGCGCGGGCGCCGCCGUCCUUCUCUCCUCCCUGCCUGCUCGCACCCUGCGCCGCCCUCCCGUGCCAACCUCACCCCGCAGGCCCUGGCGCUGUCCGGGCCGUCACGGCGCACCUUCAGGCAGGACACGCCGCCGGCUCUGGACCGCUGACCGCCCCGUGGCUGGCCGUGAGAGGAACGAAGCCGACGUGCCACAACAGCCGCCAGUCAGCGCCUCCCUGAGGCUGGGCGGGGGGCACAGACACCCCCACGUCGGUGCCGACACCCGCCUCGGCGUCCCUCCCAGCGGCCCCUCACGGAGGCCGCGGUGCUCCGCGCGGGCAGUGAGUCGCCUCAGAGGGAAGCCGGACGUCCUGGCCACGACGGCCGCCCAAACGGCCUCUCAGGCUGGGCUGGACCGUGGCUGGGGGGCAGCCUCCAGCCUUGCUCAGGAGCAGCCACAAGAAGCCCAGCCGGCCUCCCUCCUGCGGCCUCCGUCUCCUGGGCCGGGCCGAGGGCGUCAGCGUGGCUCUGGCUCCCCGGUGCCGAGUGCGAGGCAGCCUUGGCACGGCUCUGGCCGAAGAGCGUGUAAUGGGGUUUGGGCUUGGCGGGUGUGAAUAAAGUUGUUGCCGAUGCACA